Messenger RNA from Venturia canescens, 2772 nucleotides. RefSeq names its product dopamine D2-like receptor (gene Dop2R). The record is from RefSeq and is a predicted model, not a curated record. NCBI's taxonomy places the organism in Eukaryota, Metazoa, Arthropoda, Insecta, Hymenoptera, Ichneumonidae. Gene Ontology annotation, molecular function: dopamine neurotransmitter receptor activity, coupled via Gi/Go; G protein-coupled receptor activity. The transcript is spliced from 7 exons. The coding region runs from base 308 to 2356 and encodes 682 amino acids. Gene Ontology annotation, biological process: adenylate cyclase-activating adrenergic receptor signaling pathway. Gene Ontology annotation, cellular component: plasma membrane.
GUCGAAGGGCCCGGAAGUCAUAACAAGAUAAAAGAAAAAAGAGGCCAAAAGGGAGUAUUUCCGAUGGUGCUGAAGUCCGGAGAAGUGUCAUCAGCUGCGAGGAUAAAAAAAGCAUUGAGAAUCGAGGUUAGAAUAGAAGAGAUAAAAAUGAAUGGCUCGGGGAGCGGACGUAUUUGGCGGGAAAUUAUGCAGACUUAGUCUUUAAGGAGUUCCGUACGUAAUCGGAGUCGUGAGAGGGUGCGAGCGAGCUGAAAAAAAUUAAAAAAUAAAAAAUAAAAAAUAAAAAAAAAAAAUAAAAUUAACCCGGAUGAAAAAAAUGUUGGAAAAUUAUCGUGCGAGUGGUGGCGGUGGCCGAAACUCGUCAUUGCGAAGCAACGAGGCAGCGUUUCCGGAGGAGCCGCCCGGGGUGUUGAACGAGACAGAAAAAACGGUGUUUCCAAGGGCUGGCGAAGCUUACAACAUUUCGACGAGUUAUUUUCGUGCGGCGAGUGAAAAUCGUGAUGAGUAUGUUUGGCACGAGUUGGCUAGCAAUUCGUCAAAUGAUCCGGUCCCGACGACGAACGCCGGUUCGUCCUCGUCCCCGAGCUUGGUCGCCGCCUCGUCCAAUGACAAUUACACCUCGAGCAACGACCUCUUCGUCUUCGACAUUGACGACUAUUUGAGCAGGCUUAAUUUAAGCGCGUUUGCUAAUCUCACUAAUUAUUACGAGAAUUCAUCGAGCCCCCUUAACUCGACCAACUCCACGUGCAAUUCCAUCCUCCAAGGUGACCUCUUGCUUCAAAAUUCGAUUGGCCAGUGCAACGUAACCCUCGACGAGGAGAAGACCGAGGCCGACAAUUGGUGGGCUCUCAUUCUCAUCGUCGUACCGUGCUUAACACUCUUCGGUAACGUCCUCGUUAUCCUCGCCGUCGUGCGCGAACGAACGCUACAAACUGUCACGAAUUACUUCAUCGUCAGCCUAGCACUUGCUGAUCUACUUGUUGCUGUCCUAGUCAUGCCCUUUGCCGUUUACGUCCUGGUGAAUGGGUCUUGGAGCCUGCCAGGCUUUGUCUGCGACUUCUACAUCGCGAUGGACGUGACUUGCAGCACAAGUUCGAUCUUUAAUCUCGUCGCAAUAUCGAUAGACAGAUACAUCGCUGUUACGCAACCGAUAAAAUACGCAAAGCACAAGAACAACAGACGAGUAUGGCUGACGAUAUUACUCGUUUGGGCAAUAUCAGCUGCGAUCGGUAGCCCGAUCGUUCUCGGUCUCAACAAUACACCCGAUCGGAUACCCGAUCUCUGCCUCUUCUACAAUACUGAUUUUAUAAUAUACUCGAGCUUAUCCAGCUUUUACAUUCCGUGUAUCAUCAUGGUUUUCCUCUACUGGAGCAUAUUUAAGGCUUUGCGUAACCGAGCGAGAAAACAACGAGCGAGCCGGAAGCCAAAUCUCGGUGACAUUAAGCCCGGCAGUAUUAUCGAAAAUAUUGCCCACACGCGUAGUGGUUAUUCUGUGGCAAGGUUCGCGGAAACCGCUCUCGGGGCGGCGGCCUUGGUGGCCUCCGGAGUCGAGGAACCGACCAACACAGCAUCCGGUAGCAACGAGGACGAGGACGAAACACCCAUGGAUCCUGCUGUCGUGAUAUCCAACGACAAGAGCACCGAAUUCUUCCUCGCUACUGUCGUCGAAGAAGCGGCGGCAGUAGCGCAAGCUCAAAUGGGGAGCCCAAAUCCACGUAAAGAUUCGGGCUACGACGGUGCAGCAAGCAGCACGUUAUUGCACGAGACAAUGGAGAGAAACUCGAGUCCAAAUCCCCGGGUUAUCUCCGCAGCAUCUUCCUCGACUUCUUCGUCACCACCGCCAUCCGUGUCCCGUGGAGCAGCCCCGAGCAUAAGUUCCCAGAUUACGACGAAGAAGAACGGUAAUGGUCCGAGUAAGCAAGAGCUCAAGAGGCUCAAAAGCGCAACCGCACUUUUGCCACUUCAGUUAGCUCGCAGUCCCAGCGUUCUUACUGUCACCGGAUCUUGCAAAAACAAAGACAAAAAGAACGCCUCCGCUGGCUCCCGAUUCACCAUAUACAAGGCCAACAAGGCUAGCAAAAAAAAGAGGGAAAAAAGCUCAGCGAAGAAGGAACGAAAAGCUACGAAAACACUCGCUAUAGUUUUGGGUGUUUUUCUUAUCUGUUGGGUACCAUUUUUUACGUGCAACGUGAUGGACGCUCUGUGCGUGAAGCUGGAGAGCGAUUGCCAGCCAGGAGUGACAGCGUUUAUCGUGACGUCUUGGCUGGGCUACAUGAAUAGUUUCGUGAAUCCGGUAAUUUACACGGUCUUCAAUCCGGAGUUUCGAAAAGCUUUUCGGAAGCUCAUAAGCAUUUGAAUGGGAAGAAAACGCUUAAAAAGUACGAUGACAUUUUUCCAAUUGGUUUUCUACUGAUUUUCAUUUUUUCUUUUUUUUGCUACUUCGAAUUCAUGAAAUAAAAUCGGAAAUAAUAGCAACUUGCCGUGGCAGUAUUAAACGUAUUGACGUAGCAAUAUUUUUUUCUUUUCUCCUCAAUGCAAAUGGAUAGAUAAAGAAAAUAUAGAAAAUACGUUCGCUUACCUGAAAACCACCGGAGAGCUGGGGACGCAGAAUCCUAAAGUGUACGUUCGUUAUGGAUUUUCUUGCCAAGUCGAAAACUUCUUGAUCCCCCAUUCACUUACAUUUUCAAUUUUUCAUUUUCAUCAAGCAAGUUCGAUCGAAUUUAAAAAAUCUUUAACUUUCCCAUUUCAGGCCAUUUUUUCAGAACUCGAUUU